Molecule: messenger RNA, 5670 nt
Organism: Cheilinus undulatus (humphead wrasse)
Lineage: Eukaryota; Metazoa; Chordata; Actinopteri; Labriformes; Labridae
Gene: umodl1
Product: uromodulin-like 1
Exons: 17
Coding region: 56-4141 (1361 amino acids)
Cellular component (GO): extracellular region; cell surface
Molecular function (GO): protein binding; peptidase inhibitor activity; calcium ion binding
Source: RefSeq, a predicted model, not a curated record
AUCAUUUCAAAGAGAGACAUGCACCUACAAUGUGGUGGAUUUUGAUCUGUGAAAAAUGAGUUGGAUGCUCUCCAUGUGGGUGGCCGCGGCCCUGCUUGCUCUGUGUAUGGGAGAAAGCACUGUGCUUGAAGGCAUGAGCUUGUCUGCGUCCGGCUACCAUCUGUGUAAUCACAAUGUGACAAGGAUUGUGAGUGUCCUGGCGAUUCACAAGGUCCCCUACACUGUGACAAAGCCGUGUGGAGACUGGCUUCUAUUUAAGACAUGUACAGUCACACUUUACAAGAUAGUCCAUCAGACCGAGUACAGGACAGUGACCGAGGAGGUGACCAGAUGCUGCAAUGGAUAUGAACAAGUUGGACAUUACUGUGCCCUGCCUGUAAACAGGAGCGGGGAGUUUACAGCCAAGCCAGGAAUCUGUCCAACUGCAGAUGGACUGGAUGCUGGAUAUGAGGCCUGUGAGUGGGACAUGGACUGUCCAGGCUGGCAGAAAUGCUGCCACAGAUUGGGCAGUUAUCUCUGCACCAAUCCUGCGAGCUCAGCUAAUUACGCUAAGAACGGAGGAUGCCGAUUUAACGCCACUGUCACAGUGAAGGCAGAUUACCAGCAACUGAUGUCAAGAGACGGAGGACAUCUGAAUCACUUAAGAUUACUACAGGCUAUGGUUACUGGAGCUCUGCAGGCUGAUGUUUCCAUUUACCUCCUCGGCUCGCGGCCUGUUCAUCCCUACAGAACAGCCACCUCUCUGCUGAUUGAAUGCAACAACAGCCUUUCUCUGCACAAUGUCACAACAAAGCUGCAUCUUCUCUUGGCUCACAUACAGGAAGUGUCGUCUGUAACAGUGGAAGAUGUAAAUGAGUGCACUCAGCCUCCUCUGCGCCGCUGCUCCCUUCGAGCAAACUGUACAAACACAGUGGGCUCUUAUCGUUGUACCUGCCUCCAAGGAUACACUGAUGUGGACCCUAGCAACCCUGGAGCCCACUGCAGAGCUGAUGUAAGCGACCCAACCACCACAGAGCCUCCACAAACCUACCUUCCUCCCAUGAACACAACCUACAAACCAGCCUCCAUCACCACCACUGUGGGUUUGGUUUACUCUACAAACAUCAGCGUGACUACAGCUCCGAGUACAACAAGCUAUGUCUCUUCUCAUUCAUCACAAACUCCGCAGUGGACAAGUCCUGUACCUCACACCACCAUGAGAUCAACCAAGGAGUCAGUGCCUCCGACAACUACAUGCACUCCUCCCAGCAUCACCAGCUUAUGGUCGGCUGAUGUUACUGGAACCUCUUUCUCCGUCCACUGGUCCAGCCAGUCUCAGAUCUACCAGACCUACCAGGUUGUUGUGAAAAAGGGGUCAGAGGUCAUUUAUUUUCUCGGGACCAGUGACACCAUGAUGAAGGUGCAGGGACUCCAGCCUGGGGUGCUCUACAGCGUCACUGUGACGCCAUGUGCCUGUGGAAGCCAAGGGGGAGCAUCUACUGUUUCUGUCAAGACUGAUGCUCAGACGCUUGACGCCACGGCACGACUCACCAACAUCGAAUAUACUGCUGACCUGCAGGACGCCAGCAGCCAGGCCUACAGAAACCUCACUGAGAGUUUAACAGAUGAAAUCUACCAGUUACUCUCUGAUGAGCUGAGGGCCAUGGUGGAUUCGGGCCAGGUGAGAAUCGAGAUCAGAGGUUUCUCUCCAGGGAGUGUGGUGGUCAACUUCACCGUCAUCUACACCCUGAGUCAGAGCCAGAACAUCAGUAAUAUUAAUAUGCCCAGAGCUGUGCUUGACUCCUUGAUAAACAGCACCAAAUACACAGUGGACACAAACAGCACAGGGAUCAGUGAUUCUGAUGAGUGUGAUUCAGGGGACAAUGACUGUUCCCAGUGGGCUGUAUGCACAAACACCUGGGCCUCCUACACAUGUGUGUGCCUGAGUGGAUUCAUAGACAAGAACCAGGAAAGGCCUGGACGAGCCUGUGAAGUAAUCGCUACAACACAGAUGACAACAACACCUGUGACGCCUACAAUAUUCUCUACAAUCAGCACCACUUCUGUCUCUCUAUCUACAUCUAAACCAGCUACCACUGCAACCACUACUGCAGCAACAGCAAGUACCAUUACAUCAACAAGUGAAGCAGUCACAUUGAGCACACUUGGCUCAACCAUGGCUUCAGUCACGCCAACAGCUGUCCAAGUAGUAAUCCCUGUACAGACCACCACCUCUGCUCCUGCAACAACUCAAGCUACCCCUAAAACCACGACUGCUGCCCAAACAAUGCCCACUUCUAUUUCUCCAACCACUACUCCCCCAACAACAACCCCUAAAUUCACAACUCCUGCACCUAUAACAGUAUCUCCCACACGUGAAAGCACGACUCUUGUUCCUAGAACAACCACCUCUGCACCCACAACCACCACUACUGUGCCUACAACCACAACUCCUGUAUCGACAACCACCACUUCUGUGCCUUCAACCACCACUCCUGCACCUACGACCAGCACUCCCACAUCUACAACCAUCACUUCUGUGCCUUCAACCACAACUCCUGCACCUACAACCACAACUCCUGCACCUGCAACCACCAUGUCUGUGCCUUCAGCCACGACUCCUGCACCUAAAACCCCUACUCAUGCUGCAGCAGCCACAGUUUCUUUCCCUGCAACUACAUUUCCUGCACCUAUGUCCACCACCUCUGCAACAGCAACCACCAUUCCUGCAUCAAAAACAACCCUGAAAACCACCAUGAUUGCCCCAGCCACAACCCUCAAAUUGACAACUACCACAGGUGCUUCUAUAACAACCGCUAUUCCUGCAACCACUACUGCUACCCCAUCAGCCACUACUGAGGCACAAGAAACCACCAUUACACCUUUAACCACCACCCCUAUUGUGACAGUGACAAAAAAGAUCCAAGAAACCACCACUGAAGUUCCUAAAAUUACCACUACUGCCGCCAAAACCACCACUACUGCCCCUAAAACAACCACUUCUCCACCUAAAACCACCACAACCAAGCCUAAAACUACCACUCAGCCAAAGGCAUCCAAGACUUUCACAUCUACAACCAGCUCCACUACCACUGCUAUAACCAACACUUCUACCCUUAGUACUACCACUAUUGCCUCUACACGUGGCGCUAUCUCGGUGCAGUGUAGAGUUGCUGCCAUCACUGUGACUGUUUCCAGAGAAUUCCUCAAGAGCACAAACAUCGAGGCGGUUGCUCUGUACUUGGGCUCACCUGAAUGUGGCGUCAAUGGAGGCAAUGAAACCCACGCAGAGCUGACUAUUGCUUGGGAUGAGUGUCUCACCAGGCUUGUGCAUAAUGAAACCUUCUACACUGCAUCUGUGACUCUGUUCAACUCCAUGGACCCAUACACGUCAUCUAGCGGAGAAGUGGAGGUUCCCAAAAUACGACUGGAAGUUCCCAUAAUGUGUACCUACAUGAAGAGCAUGCUUAUCUCAGCUGACUUUGGCUCAAUGGGGUAUGACAUGAUCAAAGAUAUCAUCAUGGGCUCGGGGUCGUUCCAGGUGACAGUGCAGCUGAUGAACGGCACAGUGCCUCUCCCACACAACUACAGCAUGUCGUCUGAGGAGGAUUUGGUGGUGGAGGUCAGCCUGAACACCUCAUCAGAGCAGAUUAAAGUGGUCAUCAGCAAAUGCUGGGCCACACCCACCCCUAAUCCAGGAGACACCUUCAGCCACACCUUCCUGGAGAACAGCUGCUCUCUGAACUCUUACACCAAAGUGCUGAUGAACGGGAACUCCAGCAUAUCGCGAGUGUCUGUCAGGAUUUUCUCUGUGGUUGACCUGAAAAUCAUCUAUCUGCACUGCCAGGUCCAGAUCUGUGUGCAGAUCGGAUCAGACACCUGUGUGCCUGACUGCCUACAAAGAACAGCUCGGUCCUUUAACAUGAUAGGAACAGCUUUGGGGACCUCUGGGCCUGUGCUGAGGUCAGAUGAAGAUUCCUUUGAGGAGGAGUUUAACACUCUUCACAUUGUCGGACUGGCCUGUCUUGGAAUUGGCGUCUCGCUCUUCUUCAUCAUCGGUUUCGUCUGCCUCUUUUACUACCAGAGGAACCGAAUCGGACACUACAAUUUCAGCGUCAAACCCAAGCAGGAGAAUUUCACCUACCUGGUCUUCAACACCUAGAGGUGCUGUAACACACAGACACUGAGGAGGUUCUGGCAGCAGCAGACACAUUGAGCCACUGGGGGGCGCUGUUGCAUUAUUCACAUAUUUCUCUUUACAGAACAUGCACAUCUUUGCACAUUAAACAGAUAAUAAAGCACAGAUUAUAUUUAUACUGAACCUUCCCCUCCACAUGCAGUAUAUUUAUGAUACUUCAGUGAUAGAUCAGCAAACACAAGGAUACAAAUAAAGAGUCUGUGACAUUUCCUAAAUGGUGAAGAGCAAACAUUAAUAAAUGUGACAGAUUUAGAUAUCAAAGUUUUUAUUUUUUCUAUCUAGAAACACUCUAUAAAGAUCAUACAAUAUCUACAGUGUAUUAUGGGGGCAUUUACAGGGUAUUUAAAGCAUUCUUAAAGUUUAAUGAUGAUACUCAAACAUGCAUUAUGCUCUCUGUGAACUUAAACUACAGAUGUGAAGUUUUAUAGAUGUUAGUUAUAACACAUAGUUAUAUAUCUAACAGAUCGUCUUAUGAAAAACUCCUAACUGGUUAUAAACUUGAGACUUUCUCUUGGUACUUAUGACUUCUCAUGAUUUACCUCAGCAAACAUCAGCACUAGAAAGAACUUAUAUUGUACUAGUUAAAGCAUGAAGUCUUAAAAGGUAUCAUGUUAUUGUGUGCAGUGCAAGUAAAGUUAAGUUCAGAUUGAUGCAUCCAUAAAAAUGAAGGAUCCAAUAUGAUGUUUUAUUAUUAGUGGUAAGUAAAGUAUGAUGGAGUGAUAUCUCAUAAGUGAUUAUCAUGAUGAUAAUAUUUAAUAUUAGGAGGUAUCUAUUUGAUUUGUUCAUACAGACCUUAGAAAGUUAAAAGCCCACCUUUGUUCCCAGAGGUGUGAGUCCAGAGACGAACCUGUUGUUUCUCCUUGUGUUUGCGUCUAGCUGGGUUACAAGUGUUCUGUACCUAUAAUCAAGAAUCAUUAGUAACAUCAAGACUGAUGACCUGUGGUCAGAACAAAACCGUCCGCGCAUUGAGUCUACAAUGUUUUAAUAAGUGCAGAUUUAACUCUCUAGGUGUAUUGGUUUAAUUAGUGACCAUGGUAAUUGGUGACUUUUAGCCAACUGCUUUCGUAGAUUCUGUUACAGCAGCUGAUAAAAACAGAAGUGCUCACGAAUGUCUCAUAAUGUGAAUUUGAUAUUAUACAGAAAUGGACACACUCGGCUUAAAGUCACCAGUUUACACAGUCGAUGGUUGAACUAAAUCACUGAUCUUAUUUUCAUUACUUUAACGGGUUUGAAAGGAACUCUUCAUGAUCAGACAAAUUCCCCUUAUUUGAUAAACACUCACCAGCCACCUUAUAAGUUACUAGGGUUGGGAAUCAUUAGUGGACCCACAAUACGAUAUUAUCACAAUACUUGGGUCACAAUUUGAUAUUAUUGCGAUAUUAAACAUUUUAAAAUACAGUUAGUAUUGCGAUACUUUAUGUUGCGUUAUAUUGCAAUCUAUACCAUUUUUUCAACUGUUUGGCUGAUUUGGCAUUAGGGCUGGGCAAUUAAUC